AGAUAAAACUAACCAGCACUGCCGUUAACCUUUGGCCUCGAGUCUAGAGAGAAGAGAGAGAGAGAGAGUGUGUUGCCACAAAUCUCCAUUAAUGGAGACACUGAGUCUGAACUUAACAAUCAGAACUCUAAAACCAUCCCAACUCCAAACCCAAUUCCUGAAUUCUUCUCUGUUCCCAUACAAAUUCCAAAUUUACAGUCUCUGCUACUCCAAGUCUAGAAUUCCAUCAAAAUUAUUCACUGUUACUUGUAAGCUGAAAACCUCUCAAAAGAAAAGCAGCAACAAUAACAAUAGUACUAAAAUUGUAGCCUCUGAGGAAGCACCGUUGCUUUCUGAGGACGCUGAAAAUGGGUUGGCGCCAAAGUCCGAGAGGAAUCCAUCCGGCGGCAGUAGUAGUAUCAGUAUGGGGGGUUUGUUGUUGAAGAGGUUGCCCAGAAAGGUUUUGUCUAUUCUGUCUAAUUUGCCUUUGGCUAUUGCGGAAAUGUUCACCAUUGCUGCUUUAAUGGCCGUGGGAACUCUCAUUGAUCAAGGCGAAACUCCGGAUUUCUAUUUUCAAAAAUUCCCUGAAGAUAAUCCUGUCCUGGGAUUCUUUACAUGGAGAUGGGUUCUAACCCUUGGCUUUGACCACAUGUUCUCAUCUCCCAUAUUCCUUGGAUUGUUGACUCUUUUGGCAGCAUCCCUCAUGGCUUGCACAUACACGACGCAGAUUCCUCUGGUUAAGGUAGCAAGAAGAUGGUCUUUCUUACACUCGGCCGAGGCCAUUCGUAAGCAGGAAUUUUCUGACACUCUGCUCAGCGCAUCAAUUCAAGAUUUGGGUGUCAUUUUGAUGGGAUCUGGGUACGAGGUUUUCUUGAAAGGACCAUCUUUAUAUGCCUUCAAGGGGCUAGCUGGUCGAUUUGCUCCAAUUGGAGUGCAUUUAGCAAUGUUGCUGAUAAUGGUAGGUGGAACUCUUAGUGCUACUGGGAGUUUCAGAGGUUCAGUCACAGUUCCGCAGGGUCUAAACUUCGUUGUUGGAGAUGUGUUGGGACCAAGUGGGUUUCUCUCUACUCCUACAGAAGCUUUCAAUACUGAGAUUCAUGUCAACAGAUUCUACAUGGACUACUAUGACAGUGGAGAGGUUCGGCAGUUUCGCACUGAUCUUUCUCUCCUUGACAUCAAUGGGAAAGAGGUGAUGAGAAAGACAAUAAGCGUGAAUGAUCCAUUAAGGUAUGGUGGGUUUACCAUAUACCAGACAGAUUGGAGUUUUUCAGCUCUACAAAUACUUAAGGAUGAUGAAGGGCCUUUCAAUUUGGCAAUGGCACCUCUACAAAUCAAUGGAGACAAGAAACUCUAUGGGACUUUUCUACCAGUUGGAGACACUGAUUCUCCGAAUGUGAAGGGAAUAUCAAUGCUUGCUCGUGAUCUGCAAUCGAUAGUCCUUUAUGAUCCGGAAGGGAAAUUCGCUGGAGUCCGCCGGCCUAACUCUAAGCUCCCUAUCGAAAUUGAUGGCACAAAAAUUGUUAUUGUAGAUGCAAUUGGUAGUAGUGGCCUUAACUUGAAGACUGACCCGGGGGUGCCAGUUGUUUAUGCUGGCUUUGGUGCUCUGAUGCUUACGACUUCCAUUAGUUUUCUAUCACAUGCACAGGUAUGGGCCUUGCAAGAUGGAACAGCAGUUGUUGUUGGCGGAAAGACGAACAGAGCCAAGUUUGAAUUUCCAGACGAGAUGAAUCGCUUGUUAGAUCGAGUCCCAGAGAUAGUUGAAUCAUUUCCAACUGAGCAAUCCAGUGGCAUUAGUGAUUAGUUUAGAGGCAUCAAAAUGAAAAUGAAAAUGAAAUGAGAGAGCACUCCAGGUGGUAUCCAGUUCACAAGGUAAAGCAGGAGAUCAUUUUUUAACUCGACUCUACAGUUCGGAGGCAUCCAAACGCAACAAGAAAGAGCAGUCCGAGUGAUAUAAUUAGCUACUGGUUCGAAUUUUCGACGAAGAAUUCAAGAUCUUAUUGAUUCGAUUUCGUCGUCUAGAUUAACAAAUAAGUGGUUCACUCCAACACAAGUUGAUAUGCGCAGCGAAAUUUCAGAAGUUUGUUAGGGCAGUCAAAUUUGUUUGUUCUAAAUGUAUAGUCAGUGGUAUGUAUCAUCAUCAUUUGUAUCAUAGUGAAUGAGUAUGACUGUAUAUUGACACAACUGAGGGCUCAGCCCAAAUGGUUUCUCCUCCAUCCUCUGUUUGUAUCAUUAGUACUUUUUUUCAUGUUAGAAAUUUGUAUUGAAACUAAAAGAGAAGAUUCGAACAAUGACGGAAGAUUAUUAUCACAUGAAUACAAUAUCACUUGAAUACAAUAUCAAAAUCACAUUUCGUGAGAUAUCAUUUUGGGCAUUA
Molecule: messenger RNA, 2353 nt
Organism: Cornus florida
Lineage: Eukaryota; Viridiplantae; Streptophyta; Magnoliopsida; Cornales; Cornaceae
Product: cytochrome c biogenesis protein CCS1, chloroplastic
Exons: 8
Coding region: 92-1780 (562 amino acids)
Source: RefSeq, a predicted model, not a curated record